This is a messenger RNA of Paramecium tetraurelia, 982 nucleotides long. RefSeq lists its product as uncharacterized. Gene Ontology annotation, molecular function: ATP binding; protein serine/threonine kinase activity. Gene Ontology annotation, cellular component: autophagosome; cytoplasm. The transcript is spliced from 2 exons. The record is from RefSeq and is a predicted model, not a curated record. Gene Ontology annotation, biological process: peptidyl-serine phosphorylation; autophagy; autophagosome organization. NCBI's taxonomy places the organism in Eukaryota, Ciliophora, Oligohymenophorea, Peniculida, Parameciidae.
AUGCAGCAAAUCAACUAGAUAGCAGAUAAUCUCUACUUAAUCCAACAAGGCAACAAUUCCUACAUCCACCGUCGAGUAGGCCCAUCUGAGACUGUAGUCAUUAAAUCAGUGUUUCAUGGACAACUUUUCAUUGAAGAUGAUCACACCUGCAACUCUGUUCAUUAAAGAGAAUGCCAAGAUCUAUAAAAUGAAUGGAAAAUAUUGAGUUAACUCAAUCACCCAAACAUCAUUAAACCAUAAUAAUUCAUCCCUCAUCAUCAAUUAGAUCCUGUGGGAGGGAACCUCUAAUGUUGCAGUCUCCUCCUUGAAAAUGCCACCUGUGAUCUCCACACCCUCUGUAAGACAAACGAAACAUCACUCAAAAUUAUAAUCAAGUACUUCACUUAAAUUUCUAUUGCCCUUGAAUAUUUACAUUCAUAGUAUAUAGCACACAACGACAUCAAGCUAGAAAACAUGUUAGUCUUUAACAGAAAUUGUGUCAAGCUAGCAGAUUUUGGCUUCAGCUACAGACCUUCCUUUGAAGAUCUCCUUUCAAAAUGGCUCCCCAGAACCCUCACUCCUUAUUCAAGUCCAGAGAUUGUUAACUUUAGACUCAAUUUAGAAGAUGGAGAACUUCAAGAAUUUUGCUUGUUUAGUGCAGAUGUUUACGCCUUAACAACAGCACUAUUUCUGGCUAUUUACAAAAGACCUCCAAUUAUGGGAUAGUUUCCAACUAAAGAUGAUCAAUUUUAUCAACUAUUAAUUAAUCAGCCUGACCUAUUUUGGCAACUCGAUUUUAUCUAGAAAAUAGAUUAGUAAUUAAUAAGAGAAAAUACUCCAAAGGAAUUAUUGGAGAAUUUAAAAGAUUUAAUAGAAGGUGGACUGGCAGAAGAAUACAAUCGAAUUACUGCUACUGAAUUUGUUAAUCACGAAUUCUUUAAAUACGCUCAAUAAAUUCAGGGAAACUAAUUUUGAAAUAUUCAAUUAAUAUUAGAUACUCAAC